Chelmon rostratus (copperband butterflyfish) is the source of this 3935-nucleotide messenger RNA. Its product is annotated as TRPM8 channel-associated factor homolog. The record is from RefSeq and is a predicted model, not a curated record. The coding region runs from base 220 to 2976 and encodes 918 amino acids. The transcript has 12 exons. NCBI's taxonomy places the organism in Eukaryota, Metazoa, Chordata, Actinopteri, Chaetodontiformes, Chaetodontidae.
GGUUCCGCUCAUGACUCACUUUUCCGGGUUUAUUUUACAGAGGCAGAAUACAAUAAUUCCAUUUAGUAUAGCCUGUCUUGAUUUGACCCAUAUGAAUUCACGGACGGCCAUGGACAACUGACGCAGCAUACCUACAUUUAGGUGCAACUGUUUAACCUGAUUCACUAGCGCAACUUUCAACUGGAUAUUUUAACCUUCAGAGCAUCAAUCCUUCUCACCAUGUCCACCCAGACCAUCCAAAACAACCAUGAAGAGGACUACAUGGCUCUGAUGAGAGGCUUGACAGAGCUGGACCUCCGGGGCCCCUGUGUUCCCAGUGACCUGGUUCUGAUUGGAGAUCAUGCCUUUCCUUUAGCAAUGAACAGUCAAGGCCAGGCCCUGAUGGCUGCCUCUCUGUACGGCCGUGGAAGGAUUGUGGUCCUGGGUCAUGAGGGCUAUCUGACUGCCUUCCCUGCUCUGGUAGAGAACGCUCUGACCUGGCUCAGAGGAGAUGGAUCUGCCAACUUGUCUGUGGGGGUCCACAACAGUGUCAAGGCAGUCGCUGAUAACCUCAGCAAAUCCAGCCUCCAAGCUAAAGUUGUGGGGGCCUUUAGUAACAAUCUGAGGGUCGGUGUGUAUGUGACUGAUGCCUACAGCGUGGGUGCAGAUGCGAAGGACCUGGUGGCGUUUCUGAAAGCUGGAGGGGGAGUGCUGAUAGGGGGGCAGGCGUGGAGCUGGGCUGCAGAUCACCCUAAAGAGAACACGCUGCUUCAAUUUGAUGGGAACAAGGUUUCCGGUGUGGCAGGGAUCUACUUUUCUGAGCACUACGGUGAGGCAGAGUGCCUGCCUGUCUACCCACAGAUCCCAUCCUCCUGGAUGGCUGUAGUAAUCGGUAAAGAUUUUGAGGAUGACCUGGAGUUCUUACUGCAGGGGGUUUCGGAGUUUGACCUCCAGGGUGGAGCAAUAGCAUCAGAGCUUCUGAUCCACGGGCCGCUAGCCUUUCCCAUCGGGACCACAAGCAAUGGACGGGCGUUCCUGGCAGGAGCCUACUAUGGCCAGGGACGAGUCAUUGUGGUGACACAUGAAGGACUUCUAGGACGAGAGACACUGGCUCCAUUUUGGAUCAAUGCCAUUCACUGGUUGGACGAAGGCCGGCAGGGGGUCGUUGGUGUAGUGCCAGAUCAUGCACUCAAAGUUCUCAGCAAGUCGGGGUUGAAGUGUGAGAAGACAAAUUUCAGGAAAGACCUGAGUGUAUUUGUGUGCACAGCGUACAGCGGUGACCAUGUGGAGGAAAUCCAAGACUUUGUGGCUGAGGGAGGAGGCCUGCUGAUUGGUGGACAUGCCUGGUACUGGGCACAGACACACCCUGGGCAAAACCCCAUGACAGAUUUCUCAGGGAACAAGAUUCUCAACAAAAUGGGCUUGAGUCUGUUGGAGGCAACAAUCAGUGGAGGUUUAUACAAGGCCCCUGUGCCCAGCCAGGCCGUCAAAGACACCUACCACUUCCGCCACCUUCUCCACCGCUUCGCUGGCCAUGUAACCAAAGGUGAAGAACUUACCAAGCAUGAGGAAGAAUGUCUUAAAAGGCUGGGCAAGGACUGCGCCGCAUACCUGCACAUGAAGGCUUAUGACUGCUCCUCCUAUGCACAGGUCGUAUCCACCCUGACUGACAUCUUGAAGAAGUCAGGCAUGCCACAGGUGUGUGACAGCUGCCCUGUGAAGAGUCCCAAAGACCACCUCCUCCUCAGUGUGGGGGCAGAGGUAUUUAAGGUUUGCCCAGAUCCUGAUGCCCUCCUGCCCUACCUCAUCAAGCAUAACCCCUUGAUGCCAGUAGUUUACAACCACAGAAUCAAGCUUCAUGUUAACACAUCAGGAGGGGAGGAAUGGAUUAGCACAGGUCUCUACCUUUCUCCUGGCAUGAAGACCUACAUGGCCAUACCAGCAGAGAUUGUCAACAGGGAAUGGAAGAUCCAGAUCGGCUGUCAAACAGACCAUCUCAACGCUGCAGAGCUGAAGAGAGCACCGUGUGUUCAUGUGCGCUUUCCUGUUACCUCAGAGAUGAUGCAGGUGUGGAACCUAUGGGGGGGGCUCAUCUACCUGGUAGCUCCACCCAAAACACAAGUGGAGGGCACAGAGGUCACAGUGCAGAUGGCUGUCCCUGCACCGUAUUAUAAAUCUGGUGUGACAACAGCUGCUGAUUGGUCCCUGCUGCGCACUGCUCCUUCACCCUGGGCAGAGUUGGAGUUUGACAACAUCAUCCUAACUGUACCAUCAGAUGUUGUUCGGGACCUGGAGCGCCCUGAUGAGUUGGCGGCGCUCUGGAAUGACAUGAUGAGGGGCGUUGCUGACCUGGCUGUCAUACCACACAAAUUUCCCCGCAAAGAACGCAUUGUAGCAGAUGUGCAGAUUUCCCAUGGUUGGAUGCAUGCAGGUUAUCCCAUCAUGACACACAGGUCCACAGCUUCUGAGUUGGUCAGCACUGACCAUGCUCGGAGUAAAGGCCUGUGGGGCCCCAUCCAUGAACUGGGACACAACCAACAGAGAAGCUGCUGGGAGUUCCCAUCACACACCACAGAGUGUACAUGCAACCUGUGGUCAGUGUAUGUGCAUGAAGAGGUGCUGGGGAUCAACAGGGCGCAGGCUCACCCAAACAUGACUUUAGCAAAUCGCCACCGCCGAGCAAAGGAGUAUGCGAAGGGGGGCAAAAAACUCAGCAGCUGGAGCAUGUGGGUGGCCCUGGAGACAUAUAUGCAGCUCCAGGACAAGUUUGGCUGGGAUGCCUUUAAGAAGGUGUUUGCUGUUUACCACAAAAUGGGCAGCUUUCCCAAUGACAACAAAGGAAAGAUGAACUUGUAUGCUGAGACUUUCUCCCACACUGUGGGUAUGAACCUGGCUGGAUUCUUUAAGGCCUGGGGUUGGCCCAUCGAAACAGCCACUGAGGAGAAACUCGUCGGCCUGCCUCCCUGGACUGACCACCCCAUGGUCCAGUAUGACUGAACUUCAGACUGCUGCUGAUUAAAAGUUUAGUGAGAUGAGUGAGAGGGGUUCAAAGAGAAGAAAAGUCCUUUACAUUAACCUUCCAAAAGUGAAUUCAAUUAACUGACUUUUUUCAUUUUUUGUCUUUUGUUUUUUUAACCCAUAUAUAGUUCUCCAGAUAUAUACAGCUUUUAAUUGAGCUACAUCUAAAAAAAUAUAUUUUGAAGAUGAGUUACAACAGCAGUGAAACUGUUUUAUUUGGAAAUGCAGCAUUAAUAUCUCUGCUGUGGUCGACUCUCACGUGCAGCCAGUUCAUAUCUGCUUCUAGACAUUUUCGCUUCACUCCACCUGUCACAAUACUAAGUACUUAACACUGCAAACUGUAACCUGAAAUGUGUGCUGUUUUCUGUAUUUAAUUUCACAGUACCAGUAAAAGUCAUUGAAGAGAUAUAAUAAUAAUACUGAUUCUUUUUGAGAUGUGUGGUUUUUCCUUGUGUGAAUUAGUAACCUGACCCUUACAUCGUUUGCUCUCCUCCUCUGUCUUAACAUCAUGAGCAUCUUUUGCCCUGCAGUUGUUGUAAAACAGCUCCCCUACUGGUUGAUUGGAGAACUGCUUGAGAGAGAGCUUGUCCAGUGGUGACUUUUCCAUUCUGACACUCAGUUUUAAUUGAUUUACCAAAAAAAAAAAAAUCAAACUCAACAAUCUGAAAUUGUUGAGUGAUUAGCUGGAGGCAGAAUUAGCCACACUGCUGAAAAUGCAGCAGCUGGAUUUAACAGGAAGAGAAUAUCCACAAUCACAAAGCACAACAACAGUGACUGCUCACACGGAAGUGGAACAUCUGAUCUUAUCAACAUUUGCACACAUAAGGUAGAAGAUUUCUUCAUGACGUUGACUUGAUAAAAAUGACCAACCAACCCUUCUCUUGUGAUCACAGAAUAACUAUUUUGUUAACUCAAAAUAACAAUCUGAAUAAAAAGAA